CGCUCUUCACCUAGUAACUACACACCCAAUUGACCAAUAAGGAGUACCACUCACCCCAAACACCUUCUACAAACCUACAUACUACACCCACCCCAAACCCGGAACAUUACCACCAAAAAUGCAAAAAAGAUACGAUCUCAUCCUCCUGGACUUCGACGGCACGAUCUUCGACUCGGAAGAAGCAAUCUACAGCACCAUGCAAAAAACCUACCACCACUUCCACCCCACCGAGCCAAUCCCAACAACCGCCCUCCGCGCCCAGAUCGCCCAAGGCCAAGCCCCCGAAGCGACCUUCCGCGCCCUGCAACCCUCCGCCGCGGCGCAGGCAACCUUCAACGAAUCCCUCUGGAUCAGCACCUACCGUGCGCUGUACGCCACGCACGGCCAACCGCUCACAACACCCUACCCGUACACGCGGACCCUGCUCCGCGCCCUGGCGCGCACGCAUCACAUCCCCGUCGCCGUCAUCAGCAAUAAAGCCGUUGCAGCGGUUACGACUGCGCUGCGGCGGGAGGGAUUGCUCCGUGGAGACUGGGAGGAGGAGGAAGGGCAGAUUCCUGAGGAGCUGGUGGUCGGGGAUGGGGUGUUUGCGGUGGGUGGGAGGAAGCCUCAUCCGUCUGGGUUUGCGGAGGUGUUGGUGCCGCGGUUGAGGGCGUAUUUUCUUGCGUGUAAUCGACGGGGUGGGGAGGAGGGGAUGCGGUGGUUGGAAGGGGAGGUGGAUAUGAGCAGGGUGUUGAUGGUCGGGGAUACGGUCACUGAUAUUCGGUUUGCGAGGAAUAUUGGGUCGCCCGUUUGUUGGUGUCGGUUUGGGCAGGGGGAUCCCCUCGAGUGUGAGGCGUUGCGGCCGGAGUUCGUGAUUGAUGAUUUGAGGGAGUUUGAGUCUAAGGUUCUUCGGGUCGAUGUAUAGAGUCUUCAUUAGAUGGGCUGAGGAUUGGGGACUUUAUGUAUAGACGAGGUUUGGGAUUAUACUGGUGAACAAGAUAGAUAAACGGUUUUAGAUGGCGGUGCCGAUGCUUCUGGGCCGU
Aspergillus homomorphus CBS 101889 is the source of this 1025-nucleotide messenger RNA. Its product is annotated as HAD family hydrolase. The transcript has a single exon. Gene Ontology annotation, molecular function: phosphoglycolate phosphatase activity. Bases 119 to 907 code for a protein of 262 amino acids. The record is from RefSeq and is a predicted model, not a curated record. Lineage: Eukaryota; Fungi; Ascomycota; Eurotiomycetes; Eurotiales; Aspergillaceae. Gene Ontology annotation, biological process: dephosphorylation; DNA repair.